Xylaria bambusicola is the source of this 2747-nucleotide messenger RNA. RefSeq lists its product as uncharacterized. NCBI's taxonomy places the organism in Eukaryota, Fungi, Ascomycota, Sordariomycetes, Xylariales, Xylariaceae. The record is from RefSeq and is a predicted model, not a curated record. The transcript is spliced from 3 exons. The coding region runs from base 189 to 2699 and encodes 836 amino acids.
UUUCGGUGGGCGUUUGGUGCUACAUAGAGUUUACCGAGUUAUCUAUAUAUCCCGGCUCUUCUCCCCUUGACAUUCAGUCCAUUUUCUGUUCUUCACAUAUUAAUCACAUCAAUUCUAGGGGUUCACGGUUUCAACACUGAAGCAAAUUUCAACAUUUCGCUCUCGAUUGGUAGAAAUGAGAGAGUAUCAUGGAUUCUCUUGGUGGUAACAUUAUGCCCACCGACUCGGCACCCAAAUUAUUUCUAGCUGGAAUUGGAGUAUUCCUUCUUAUCGGAACCUGUUUUUCCAUUUUUUCCAAGGCCAAAGACAAUGAGAAUCCUACUCUUAUUCAGUCUCUGUGGCUAUUCUUCUACUCUUGCUUCCUCAAGCCGCACAAAGGUGACAGCAAGGGUAACCAGCAAGAUGCUCUCGAGAGCUUCUACAAGUCGCAGGCUAGCGCCUACGAUGCGACGAGAAAGCGCCUUCUAAAAGGCCGAGAGGAUAUGCUAGCCUUAGCAGCUGCGCAGCUUGUUCUAAAGACGAAAGCUGUCAAUCCAAACAGCUCCAGAAGAGUCUGGGUCGAUAUUGGUGGCGGCACUGGCUGGAACAUUGAGGCAAUGUCUCAGUUCGUAAACGUUUCUACCUUCUUCGAUAGCGUGUACCUAGUUGACUUCUCGCCGUCUCUGUGUGAAGUAGCUCGGAAGCGAUUCGCUAGACUGGGUUGGACCAACGUUAAAGUUAUCUGCCAAGAUGCGAGGAAAUUCCACUUGGAAGAUCACGAACCAAUCCUUGAUGGUGGACGGGAGACGUCUCCCGAAGCUAGUUACUUCUCCCAAGAGAAGUCGAGGCAUCUAGGAGCUGAUCUAGUUACCAUGUCCUAUAGCCUCUCGAUGAUUCCUGAUUACUACUCAGUUGUCGACUCCUUAACGUCACUCUUAGCGCCACAUGGAAUAAUUGGCGUGGUUGACUUCUACGUUCAAUCUCAAGUUGAUGUCAGCUUUAGGAACUACACAGGAGGUCUUAUCGAUCGUCACGUGAACUUUCUUGGGAGAACGUUUUGGCGUGCUUGGUUCGAUAUUGACAGAGUCGCUCUUGAACCUGGCCGUCGAGACUACCUUGAAUAUCGCUUUGGUACAGUCCUCAACGCCAAUACGCGCAACUACGUACUUGGCGGGAUCCCAUACUACAUCUGGCUGGGUGCGCCCAAGCAACCACUUUCAUCUUCUCUCGCGCACGAAAUUGUCGAAAAGGUCGAUGCUCUGGUUACUGAGUCGCCCUACCUUUCACCUGUAAACCACGCCAGCAAACUAUCUCUAGAAGUAGAGAAGGAUGUUGCGGAGAUCCGCUCCAAGGCUUUUGAUGCCGCCAUUAUAAACCUCUCAUCAAAUCUACCUCUUCCUUCAUUCUUUUACCAGAACCAUCACUAUCGGAUCUACUACGAUGACCAGCUAAAGAAGCACACUCAGUUCAAUGACGAGUAUAUCUACGCAUUCACCUGGGAAGACACCCGCGUCGACGAGCGGAUCUUGAGGAUUAAGCCCGACGAUGUGAUUCUUGCUAUUACUAGUGCAGGCGACAACCUCCUUUCCUACGCACUGCAAAGCCCUGCCAGAAUCCACGCUGUCGACCUGAACCCGUCCCAGAACCACCUGCUUGAGUUGAAGGUCGCCGCGUACCAGUCGCUCGAGUACGAGGAUUUCUGGAAGAUUUUCGGUGACGGCAAACAUCCUGAAUUCCGCUCUCUGCUCAUUUCGAAAAUGUCACCUCACCUGUCUAGCCGCGCGUUUCAAUAUUGGUUGAGCAAUCACCGCAUCUUCACAAAAAGCCAGGGCGGUCUCUACGACACCGGCGGUUCCCGGCACGGUAUUCGCAUCUUCCGUUGGAUCUCACAAGUCUUCGGCUGCCGAGCUGCCGUCAAGGAUCUCCUCACCGCCAAGACGCUGAAUGAGCAGCGCGAGAUCUGGCGCAGUCGCAUUCGUCCCGCUCUCAUGUCCCGUCUCGUUUCCAGAUUCGUCGUGAGCCAAGAGUCAUUUCUCUGGAGCGCUUUGGGUGUACCCAAAAACCAACUCGCCAUUCUCGAGAAAGACCACGCAGUCUCCAAGGCAGUAUGCGGUCCCAACCCGACCGCCAAGAACACUCGCUCGCACGCUAUCUGGGAAUACAUGGUGAACACGCUUGACCCCGUCGUGGAAACUACGCACAUCGCCACUGAUAAUCCGUACUACUACGUAUGCCUCGACGGCAAGUUCUCCAAGCAGUGCCACCCAGACUACCUCUCGCGCAAGGCCCACGCCCGCCUCUCACGACCCGAUGCGCUCGACAACUUGCGCAUUCACACGGAUGAGAUCGACGAGGUCCUCGCGCGCAUCACGCCCGGCACACUCACGGUGGCCGUCGUCAUGGACAGCAUGGACUGGUUCGACCCCGGGUCCGCCGCCGCCAAGUCGCAGAUCACGAAGCUCAACCGCGCGCUGAAGAUGGGCGGCCGCGUGAUGCUGCGCUCCGCGGGCCUGAAGCCGUGGUACCUCAAGGAGUUCGAGCAGCUCGGCUUCACGGCCAAGUGUCACGGCUCCCGCGAGGACGGCGCGUGCAUCGACCGUGUCAACAUGUAUGCCUCAUGCUGGAUCUGCACGAAGAAGGAGAACCUGGCGCCGCCUACCCCGCCUACUCCGAACAUGGAUUCUCUUGGGAGUGCAGAGAUCUCGUCUCUUAAAAUUUAAAGGUGGUGUUGUCUUAGGAUGUUGGGAACUAUGUAUUGGGAACUUGAG